Messenger RNA from Dentiscutata heterogama, 1235 nucleotides. The record is from the annotation of a GenBank genome assembly. Lineage: Eukaryota; Fungi; Glomeromycota; Glomeromycetes; Diversisporales; Gigasporaceae.
AAGUUGGCGGGCCUUCGAUCCAUUUCCAUCAACCGACGUUUUCAGCUAAUACCAUUAAUGGAAUUAAUAAUACUGGAGCUUUCGAUAUUCAUCUAUUAAAAGAAUCCAAGAAAAGAAAGAAAGAUCAGGAAGAUGAAGAAGAGGACGAAGGGAUUGACAACACAGCAAUACUUUAUGAUAGACUGAUAGUGGGAAUUGAAACUGCACGAGAAAAUCAAACGGCCUGUUUGAUGACCCCGCUUUGUUGGAGUGUCGUAGAUCUUAGAGCAGAGAAUGUCUCUCCGUGCCCAAAACAUCCUCGUGCGAAAGAAUUUCUAUCAGAUACGGAAGUUCAAAAUCUCCAACAAACGACUAUUGAAAUUAUAAAUAUAGAAUCACAUUUGGGCCCAUCUGCUAAAACACUUCUGGAGACGCUUCAAUGUAGCACUUUCAGUCUCAGAAAGCUCAGUAAGGAGAAGAGGGCUCGGGGGAUUGAAGGUAUUUGUUCCUUGCUUAAAAUAGACGCGAAAAUAUAUGACAAAGAUACCCAGUACGUUGGAGAAUGUAUGGAUGCCUUUUGGGUACAUAUAUACGGUGGGACGACUAAUAUAGAACGAACUGUUGAUAUGCACCUAAUUGGUCCGUUCUCAAAAACGCCUGGUUGGAGAAAGUCAUUCAGAGACGAGAAGUCUUCCCGGUCGGAAUCAGGAGCAACUGGAAAGGCGUGUGAUUUUAUUUUCUGGAGAAAUGGGCACGAGAUUGGCAUUGGAGAGAACACCGGCUCCACUCGUAAGGACCAUCAUAAAAAAAGUGUCACCGAUUUCGUAGAUGUCAUAAAUGUUGCUCGAUCGCAACAUAUUAGUUUCCAAACGAAGUGCAUAGAAAAAAGUGGGCGCAAUCCUCUUCCCUCAAAUAUUGAGAACGUAUUGAAGUCUGUACCGAUUCCCUUUUUCCAAGUAAUCGGGAUGAAAAUCCGAUUCUACAUUCUAAUACAAAUCAAUGGUGAUUUGUACGGUAUGUGGGAAUGGUCUUCGCAAGACCUACCAAGAAAGGAUGAUGACAUUAUAACUGCGAUGGCUUUAUGUAAAAAAUUCCUAAUCCAUCGAAAUCUUCUAAACCGAACAUCCAAUCUAACUCAAACAGCUAUUAGACUUUCGCAAGUUUUCAGAGAAAAUGUAGAGAAUACGCAAGAUUUUCAUAUUAACAAAUCUGUCAAAUUGAGUCCUAUAGUGGCUCCAAAGGAAAAAAGAGGUUAA